Molecule: messenger RNA, 2118 nt
Organism: Apus apus (common swift)
Lineage: Eukaryota; Metazoa; Chordata; Aves; Apodiformes; Apodidae
Product: EH domain-containing protein 2-like
Exons: 6
Coding region: 436-2118 (560 amino acids)
Biological process (GO): endocytosis; protein localization to plasma membrane; endocytic recycling
Cellular component (GO): perinuclear region of cytoplasm; recycling endosome membrane; plasma membrane
Molecular function (GO): GTP binding; cadherin binding
Source: RefSeq, a predicted model, not a curated record
GUCCCGCUCAGAUCCCCGGCAUCGCCGCGGGGGGACUUUUGACUCCCAGAAAAGUUAAUUAAAAAUACGUAAAAAUACAAAAGAAGACGAAAAGCAACAAGUCCCUUCGGCCGGGACCGCGCGACAGCUUUUUAUUUUUUGGGGAAAAAAGACGAUUUCCCCACUGGGAAGAGGAGAAACACCGCCCCCCCCCCCCCAGACACUCGAGCCUCUUACCGGGAAGGAGGAAAAAAACCAAAUCCCGAGAGUUACUUUUUUGUUUGUCUGUUUUUAAUUGAUUUUGCGGCAUUUCCACUAUCCCGAGGAGCCAGGACGGGCAGGGGUCCCGCCGAGCAGCCCACCCGCCCCCUCCCCACCGCAGCGCCCCAUGGCUCAGCGCUCCAGCUGAGCCCCCAGCCCCGUUCCAGGCGGUGUCUGUGCCCCGAUCCCGCCGGGAUGUUCAGCUGGAUGCGGCGGCAGCAGCCGAAGCCCCCCGAGGCGGCCACCACGGUCAUCCAGGGCCUCAAGACCCUCUACAAGAAGAAGCUUCUCCCCGUGGAGGAAUUUUACCGUUUCCACGAUUUCCAUUCGGCCGCUUUGGAAGAUGCGGAUUUUGACACCAAACCCAUGGUGUUGGUGAUGGGUCAAUAUUCCACCGGGAAAACAACUUUCAUCCGGUACCUGCUGGAGCAGGAGAUCCCGGGCAGCCGGAUCGGGCCCGAACCCACCACCGAUUCCUUCGUGGCGAUCAUGCACGGGGAGACCGAGGGGGUGACCCCCGGAAACGCCCUCAUCAUGGACCCCCAAAAACCCUUCCGCAAGCUCAAUCCCUUCGGGAACACCUUCCUCAACCGGUUCAUGUGCGCCCACCUCCCCAACCAGGUCCUGGAGAGCAUCACCCUGAUCGACACCCCCGGGAUCCUCUCGGGGGCGAAGCAGCGAGUCAGCCGGGGCUAUGACUUCCCAGCCGUGCUCCAGUGGUUCGCCGAGCGCGUGGACCUCAUCAUCCUCCUCUUCGACGCCCACAAGCUGGAGAUCUCGGACGAGUUCUCCGAGGCCAUCCGAGCCCUCAAGGGCAACGAGGACAAGAUCCGGGUGGUCCUGAACAAGGCGGACAUGGUGGAGACGCAGCAGCUGAUGAGGGUCUAUGGGGCCCUGAUGUGGUCCCUGGGGAAGGUGUUCAACACCCCCGAGGUUCUGCGCGUCUUCAUCGGGUCCUUCUGGGCCGAGCCGCUCCUCAACGCCGAGAACCGGCGGCUCUUCGAGCUGGAGGAGCACGACUUGUUCCAGGACAUCCAGAACCUGCCCCGAAACGCCGCCCUGAGGAAGCUCAAUGACCUCGUCAAGCGGGCACGGCUCGUCAGGGUCCACGCGCACAUCAUCAGCCGCCUGCGCAAGGAGAUGCCCUCGGUCUUCGGGAAGGAGCACAAGAAGAAGCAGCUGAUCUCCAAGCUGCCCCUGCUCUUCGCCCGCAUCCAGCUGGAGCAGCACAUCCCGCCCGGCGACUUCCCGGACUGCGCCCGCAUGCAGGUGGGGGGCAGGGCCGGGGUGCUGACCCUGUCCCGGGGACCCAUCGGGAUCCUGUCCCCGUCCCGCACAUUCCCGGUGGAUCCCGUCCCGCACAUUCCCGGGCUCGUCCCGCGGGGAGCGCGGGUCCCCAGCGGGUCCCCAGCGGGUCCCGAGCGGCCCCGGCCCCGCGGCGGGUCACAAGAUGGCGCCGUCCCGCCUCACCUCAGCCGACCUGCCUCCCCGCCCCCGCCGCGGUGCAUGACGGGUAAGCAGCCUCCGCCGGCAGCCCGCCAUUUUCUGCCGGGAAAGGCGGGAAGGGAGCGAGAGCAGCGACAGCUUCGCCGCGCGACCCCCCGUCCCCUCCCCAACGGCUCCAGCGCCGCCCCCAGCCGGGCACGCAGUCCCGCCUUCCGUCUGCCUCCGCUCGCUGAUUGGCUGCGGGGCGGCGGCGCUGAUUGGCUGGGCAGCCGGGAGGGGAUAGGUCGAGAGAUGUGUCCGUCAAAGGGGGAGACUCGGCGGCUCCGCCCGCUUUCUGGCGGCGUACGAGUCUAUUGGCUGGGUCGCGCCAGCCAAUCAGGUGUGCGGUCGCUUGGGCACGUGGUGCGGCGCGAAGGCUUCUGGGAGCUGUAG